Impatiens glandulifera is the source of this 2070-nucleotide messenger RNA. Its product is annotated as stomatal closure-related actin-binding protein 1-like. NCBI's taxonomy places the organism in Eukaryota, Viridiplantae, Streptophyta, Magnoliopsida, Ericales, Balsaminaceae. Gene Ontology annotation, biological process: regulation of stomatal movement; actin filament organization. The record is from RefSeq and is a predicted model, not a curated record. Gene Ontology annotation, molecular function: actin binding. The coding region runs from base 352 to 1839 and encodes 495 amino acids. The transcript has 13 exons.
AAGGAUCCGAAGAAAACUCUGCAGGACCAAAUCAAAGAAAGACUGCUGCUUUACACUGCUCACGUUAUAGUUUAGAAUUUAGAUUUAGACCCAGUAAGUACUCAAGGAAGAAGGAAGACGGCUUUUAUUCUCCCAUUGCUUUUGUAAAGCAAAUUUCCGGACCCAGAAAACCAUUAUCAAAUUCAUCUUCCGCCCACUUUCUCUCUUUAUAUUCAGUAAUUUAAAGUCCACUUUCUUCAUCUACAUUUGUCUUUAUCUUCGAAGAACAUCAGAUUUCGUCUCCACCAUCUGAUCCAAGAAUCCACCCUCGCAGUUCAAAGUUGUUCUUAUCUGAACAUAUAAUCCCCGUCAAUGACGAAGGUAGACCCUGAUUUUGAUGAUCGGAUGAAAAAGGAAGAUGUUCCUUCAGUCUCUGUUGAUGUUAAAUUCACUUCAACUCAUUUCCCAAACUAUAAAAUUGGACCUAAUAACCAGAUUGUUGAGGUUAAAGAGGAUCAAAAGGUGUUUAGAACAAAGGAAGCUAUUGCAAGAGAGGCUGUACAGUUGUUUGAACAGCAGAAACGUCUUUCAGUUCGCGACCUCGCAAGUAAAUUUGAGAAAGGGUUGAUUGCUUCAUCUAAGUUGUCUGAUGAGGCUAGAUUGAGGGAGGCAGUUUUGCUUGAGAAAUCUGUGAUUCUGAAAAAGCUUAGAGAUGCAUUGGAAUCUUUAAAAGGUCGUGUAGCUGGUAAAAACAAGGACGAUGUAAAAGAAGCUAUUUCCAUGGUUGAGGCAUUAGCUGCUCAGUUAACCGAGCGGGAAUCAGAGUUGAUUCGAGAAAAGGAAGAAGUGAAGAAGCUUGGAGAUUUCUUUAAAACGGCCACAGAAGAUGCGAAGAAACUUGUGGAUGAAGAGAAAGCUAAUGCUCUUACUGAGAUUCAAAAUGCAAGAGCUGCAGUUCAGAGAGUUGAAGAAGCUCUUCAUGAGCAAGAACAAAUUUCGCACUCUUCCAUCAACCAGAAUAUGGAGGAAAUAAUGAAGGAAGUUCAAGAGGCUAGACGUAUUAAAAUGCUGCAUCAACCGAGCAAGGUUAUGGACAUGGAGCAUGAGCUUAAAGGGUUAAGAAUUCAGCUUUUAGAGAAAUCUAAACAAUCUCUACGCCUUCAGAAAGAGCUUUUACUGAUGAAAAUAGGCGAGGAAGACAUAAGAGAGUUUUAUGAGCUAGAUGGUAGCGAGUGUCUAGGUUCAUAUUUAACCAUCAGACCUUGUUCGGAUAAGGCGCCAUCGCUUUCAGGCUGUUCAAUCCAGUGGUUUCGGUUAGCAGUUGAUGAUGCUAGUAAAAAAGAACUUAUUUCAGGAGCUAUGAAGGUUUCGUACGCACUUGAGCCUCUCGAUGUUGGUCGAAUACUGCAAGUUGAAGUUGUUUUGAAUGAGCGUUUAAUCACAAUGAAAACCAUUGGUUCCAUUGAUCCAGCUCCGGGGUUGGGGAGCUACGUGGAAGCAUUGGUGAGAAGACAGGAUACAGAGUUCAACGUCGUGGUUAUACAGAUGAACGGCAUGGAAUAUCUCACUCAGAGUUUACACGUUUUGCACGUGGGGAAGAUGAGGAUGAAGUUAUGUAGAGGCAAGAAUAUCGUUGCUAAGGAAUUUUACUCUGCGUCGAUGCAGCUAUGCGGGGUUAGAGGGGGUGGCAAUGCUGCGGCUCAGGCACUGUUUUGGCAAGCAAAUUCUAGUCUUUCGUUUGUUUUAGCAUUUGAAUCGGAGAGGGAAAGAAAUGCAGCGGUUAUGCUGGCUAGAAGGUUUGCAUUCGACUGUAAUAUAAUGCUUGUCGGGCCAGACGAUAGAACUCCGUCCAAAGACUAACUAACAGAUUGAUGAUUUUUGCCAUAAUUUUUUAUGUAAUGUUUGUAAACAUUAUAAUGAUAUUAUUAUUGUAGAAAGGCAUAAGUUUUUAUUUGCCUUUUUCUGAGUGUAAAAAGUUUCAGAAUUAGGUCAUGUAGAGUUUGGUUUUGAAGUUGUAUGUGAGUGCUAUUUGUAUUUAUUGUAAAUGUUUGAGCCUGCCUACCUUAUGUAAAUUUUCUUCCUUUUGUGUUA